This is a messenger RNA of Papaver somniferum (opium poppy), 3238 nucleotides long. RefSeq lists its product as uncharacterized. The transcript is spliced from 2 exons. The coding region runs from base 1927 to 3201 and encodes 424 amino acids. NCBI's taxonomy places the organism in Eukaryota, Viridiplantae, Streptophyta, Magnoliopsida, Ranunculales, Papaveraceae. The record is from RefSeq and is a predicted model, not a curated record.
ACAUAUUUAAUUUAAGAUAAAAUUAUAUAUAUAAUUUUAUCUCUCGGACGACUUCUCUGGCUUCGAAAGCCAGUUUUGUUCUACGGAUUCAACAUGGAUUUUCUUCUUUUUGAUUUCGUUUUCAUAACCCUUUUGAUUUCUUUUCCACGUUCUUUCAUUUUUCCAGUUUUGCUUCCUCUCCAUGAUAGACAUUUCUCUUCUGAUAAAUUCUGCAGAGACUUAAUGGCCAAAUCACAGCACAUUCGUCACGCCUGGGAGAAGAUGCUUAUCAGCUUACGGAUGUGGGUGUGUUGCAGAUGUUUACAUCUACAUGCCUGGAGGAUAUCUUGCAAAGGGAAGGAAGGUUCGAUUCAUAAAGAUAUAAUUGCUGGACCUUUCAAUGGUGAAGGUGAUGAUUUUCUUUUUCAUGGGUUAGACUUCUCAGCUGAGAGCAGCGCUGUUGGGCAGGGAUUUUCAGAGGUUACUGUGGCUUCUGAGGGGAACGACGUAGAUGUUGUUGCAGAGUCUGCUUGCUCCCUUUCCACCGAGGUGCUCAACUCUGUACUCCAACGGCAGUUCCAGACUGUAACUUGUAUCCCCCAUUAGUGUCGACUAUCUUUUUCGGGAGCUUUGAAAUGCUGCCUUGACAAGGUUAUAUCCAAUCCAUAUAACGUGAAUGCCUGGAUACAGCUUAUUUUGCUCCCUAUUUGCAUGUUAGCACUUUACAGGCCCAAGAACGCAGCUGAGGUGAAAUCAGGUAAGCGUAAACGCCUUCAAGUGGCAGCUAUAAACAAUGCCUUAUCUGUUUGGAGGGAGCCCAACGGGUGUCAUGUUUUGGUAGACAAGAUGCUACAAACCCCAGUCCUGCAUAUGCAAACUGAUGAGAAGAAGCAAAGUUUGGCCAAUUUAACAUCGUGCUGAAGAAAAAUAAGUUGCGGCCAUUUUGGCGCUGCUAUUAGAGUGAUCUCUUCUGGUGGUGUGGCUCCUUGCAAUGAACAGACCUUUUUGGAAUUGCAAGAUAAGCCCCCUGUAGCGCCUCCUCCAGCUGUUCCUUGCGAUGAUAUUACUGCGGACCCAAUUAUUGUGGAUUGUCGAGCAGUCUUGGGGGCUGUUAAGAGUUUUCCUAAGGGUACAUCAUGUGGACGAGACGGUUUGCGGGCGCAACAUUUAGUUGAUGCGAUGAGUGGGGCUGCUGCUGCUGUCGCAGACAUCUUACUCGCUUCGAUUACAGGAGUUGUCAAUCUUUGGUUGGCUGGAAAAUGCCCUGCGGAGUUGGGAGAGUUCAUUGCUAGCGCGCCCUUAACACCGUUACUCAAGCCUGGAGGUGGUCUUCGGCCUAUUGCAGUUGGCACGGUUUGGCGCAGAUUGGUUUCUAAGGUGGCUGCAUUUUCUGUUGGGAAGGAUAUGAAUUCUUACUUAGGAGAUUACUAAUUUGGAGUUGGUGUUUCUGCCGUAGGGGAAAGUAUUUUACAUGCUGUAAAUAGUCUCCUUGAGUUGAAAGGUCACUCAGAAAAGAUGUCAAUGUUGCUUAUUGACUUCUCAAACGCGUUCAACAUGGUGAGCAGGUCUCAGCUCAUCAAGGAGGUUCGUCUUCAUUGUCCAGAGUUCAACAGGGUGACCCUCUCGGUCCCUUGUUGUUUGCUUUGACUCUUCACCCUCUAGUGAAGAAUAUUGCUUCUAGCUAUAAACUCGACUUGCACGCCUGGUACCUUGAUGAUGGUACAAUCAUUGGCGAUACGCUUGAGGUGUCUAAGGCUCUGCGUAUUAUUGAAACUGAAGGCCAGGUAGAGGUUUACAUCUCAAUGUUAAGAAAACGAAGUCUUUUGGCAUUCUAUUGAUCCCCGAAGUAUUGAUGAUGGUGUUUUCCCGCCUGAUAUUGGUAGACCGUCUAAUGGUGUUAAACUUUUGGGUGGUCCUGUGAGUUUGGAUUUGAACUUUAUUAGUGAUAUGCUGCUGAGUCGAGUGAACAAGAUUGUUCAACUUAUGACCGCCAUAAAAAAACUCAAGGAUCCUCAAAGCGAGAUGCUAUUACUUCGCAAUUGUACGAGUGUUUCUAGAUUAUAUUUUUCAUUGCACACUACCAAUCCUGCUGCCCUUCAGCAAGCUACUGAGAUCUUUGGCGAUCAUUUGCUCAAGUACUUGAGGCUCCUUAUCACUGGUGAUGGCUCAGGAUUUGGGCCUUUACAGCAAAGAUUAGCUACCUUGCCUAUCAAAUAUGGUGGCUUUGGUAUAUACAUCAUGGAAGACACCCAAGCCUAUUGUUACAUUGCUUCUCAGUGUCAGACGGCUUCAGUGCAAAAGGCGAUCCUUGGUGACCUUUUCCCAACAAACAAAGGUCAUGCUUAUAAGUUGGCUCUACAGAAUUUUAUUCAAGUAUGUGGAUUACCUUCUUCUUAUUGUGUUGAUGAUACUGCUCCCCCCUCCAUGCAUUCCCUGGGAGUUGCCUACUUUGAUGCAAUUAAGAAGAAAAUCUCAGGCCAGUUUUCUUUGUCUGCUAGAGAUUCCAUUUUAUGGCAGUGUAACCAAGUUAAGCAUGCUCAAGAUUAUUUAUUGGCAAAUCCUAUUAGUGGGCUUAAUCAAUGCCUCGGGCCGAGACAGUUCAGAGCUGUCCUUUGCUACCGAUUGGGUAUCCCUUUGUUUGUUGAGAAUAGUUCAUGCUCUAGCUGUAACAAGCCUAUGGAUAUUUAUGGAGAUCAUGCACUUCACUGUGCUAAGGAUGUUGGGGUUAAGUUUCGACAUGACUUUGUAUGUGAUAUAGUUGCUGACAUUUGUUACAAAGCUAGUGUACUUGCGCGCAAGGAAGUUUCUCUGGGGCUUCUGUCAGAUGACGACAAAGAUCUAAGGCCGGCUGAUAUCCUCGUCCUUAACUGGAAAAAUGGUAAGGAUGUUUGCAUGGAUGUUACAGGGGUUUCUCCCUUCACAGGUGAAGGUAUUCGCUCUUUUGUUCCUGGCAAAGCUAUUUCUAAUGUUGUUGCUCGAAAAUGCAUUAAAUACUUAGAUAAGUGUGUUUCACUUGGUUAUGGUCUUGGUGUUUUAGCUUUCUCUACCUUAGGGGAACUAGGUGAGGAUACUUUAUGUUUUUUUAAGCGUUUGAAGAACUGCUUAGUUAGUAAUGAUGCUAGUAGUGGUGUUGGUAGCUUUAUUUUUCAUAGAUUAGAUAUCGCUAUUCAAAAAGGUGUUGGAGCCCAGCUUGUCGCUAGGUUACCAACCAAAAGUAUGUAAUUUUCUUUCAAUAAGCAAAAUAGUUAAUUUUUUAUUA